CAUGUACAGUCUGACCCACAAAGCAUUGCCGUACAAAAUCCAAAAAGAAACUUAGUUUCCACUAUCGCAGAUUGCUGGAAACUAAGUUUCUUUUCAGAUUCUGUACGGCAAUGCUUUGCAGGUGUGACUGCUCAUGCGCAGUGAGUUAGUAUUUCAGGCGAUUCUCGCAAGGGUUCUUCCUUGAUCGUCAGUUGGCCUUGGCGUCGCAAACUUUUGCUAACAGUGUUUAAUGUUCUUCAUAUCUUUUAUUUUUUCAUGUACUAUCAAACUUCGAAUUUAUGACGAAAGUCGUGGAAAACAGACUACGAAGAUAUAUAUUGUAAGAUGCACGGCAUAACAAAUGGUCAUCUUCACGGUUUUUCUUCUCUAGAAAAAAGGCUAUAAAGCUCCCACGUUUGGAUCCAUGGGCUAGAGAAGUUUUUUUCAUCCAGUUGCUGAUCAUCAUGCCGUUCAUCAUAGUUGUGUGUAUUGUUUAUGUGCUUUUCCAAGCCAACGAGGCGUGUAUUGUAUAUGUGCUUUGCCAAGCCAACGAGGCGUGUAUUGUAUAUGUGCUUUGCCAAGCCAACGAGGCGUGUAUUGUAUAUGUGCUUUGCCAAGCCAACGAGGCGAGUGUAUUGUAUAUGUGCUGUGCUUUGCCAAGCCAACAAGACGAGAAUACUGUAUUGUAUAUGUGCUUUGCCAAGCCAACGAAGCGAGAAUACUGUAUUGUAUAUGUGCUUUGCCAAGCCAACGAGGCGAGAAUGUAUUGUAUAUGUACUUUGCCAAGCCAACGAGGCGAGAAUGUGUAUUGUAUAUGUGCUUUGCCAAGCAGUGUAUUGUAUAUGUGCUUUGCCAAGCCAACGAGGCGAUUGUAUAUGUGCUUUGCCAAGCCAACGAGGCGAGGUGUAUUGUAUAUGUGCUUUGCCAAGCCAACGAGGCGAGAAUACCAAUAUCACCAUAUUGAUUUGCUAUUUAUUCUUAAUCACCCAUUGCUGGGAAGAAGUGAAAAGAAUAAAUAAUUAUAUACCCAAUACAUCUUAUAACUUUCUUACAUGAAUGUCAACGGCUUCCAAAAUUCCAAAAAAAUUACCCCCGUCCAAAAAAGCAAUACCCCGCAGUAAAGUACAAAAUUUUUCCAAAAUUUUUUUUUUAUCAGAAGCAAUAAUAAAAGUUAGGAAUAGUCACAAAAUUUUAUCACUUAUUAAGACCACAUAAUAAUUGCACCUAUACUAAUAGUAAUAACCCCUGUCCAAGUAAAAUACAUUGCUUCAUGCUAACAGGGAGCAAUGCUGCAGGAAACGGUGGGAAAAAAUAGAUGGGUGAUUCACAGUGAAAUUUUUUACGUGCUUACGAAUAGGAUAUUCUUAAUUCCAUACCUUUUAAGUGGAUAGAUUAUCUCCAAAAUUACUAAUAUAAUAUGAAUUUGGGUACAAAAACAAAUACCUGAGGGAGCAAUAUGGCCUCGAUCGUAACCUGAACGACUGUACGACUUGCAAAAUGAACUCUGUGCGCUGGUAAGUCUGAUAUCGCGACGAAGACAAUUUGUAC
This is a messenger RNA of Hydractinia symbiolongicarpus, 1527 nucleotides long. RefSeq lists its product as uncharacterized. The transcript has 2 exons. Lineage: Eukaryota; Metazoa; Cnidaria; Hydrozoa; Anthoathecata; Hydractiniidae. Bases 444 to 998 code for a protein of 184 amino acids. The record is from RefSeq and is a predicted model, not a curated record.